This is a messenger RNA of Penicilliopsis zonata CBS 506.65, 10701 nucleotides long. RefSeq lists its product as hypothetical. Lineage: Eukaryota; Fungi; Ascomycota; Eurotiomycetes; Eurotiales; Aspergillaceae. The record is from RefSeq and is a predicted model, not a curated record. Bases 118 to 10503 code for a protein of 3461 amino acids. The transcript has a single exon.
AUCUCUCCAUCUCUCCAUCUUUUCAUCUCUCCAUCUUUUCAUCUUUUCAUCUCCACUCUUCUCUUCAACUCAACACCUCCACGCGCGAGAGAACUGACCGGUUGCUGACAACCGAAAAUGGACGAUGAAACGCGAUGGAAACUGCACAUCGUGUACAGCGGCAGGGGAGAUGCCAUGUACAUCGAGUACCCGACCGGCGUCAACGAACAGUCCCUGAUGAUCAUGGACGGUGGACCGGCAACGUAUGGGCCUCGAAGUCAUGGCAAUACCUCGACUGCCCCGUACUGGAAAUACUUCUUCUCGGCUGGCAGACAGAUCUGGGAACAGGGGCUGAGGAAACCUCGGCCCUUUAAACCUAGCAAUGUCAUUGCCUCGCACGCCCAUGAAGACCACGUCGGCGGCAUUCUAGCAUUGAUCCAGGCCUGGAGAGACGGCGAUUCCGCCAUCGAUUUUGAUGGCGCCGUCUAUCUCCCGGCCCAGCAGACUUUUGGUGACUAUCAUAUAAAAAGGUUCAUCGACUUACUGACAAAUGAGCGAUGGAAUCAGAAAGACGAAAAGGACCCAGAGCCGCGCGCCUUUAAAAUCUACCAACCUCAGACCGGAGAGAUUGGCAAUUCAUUCAACAUUGAAUACCCGGGCACGGCGGGGUUGGCGGUGUUCUCUCGCAGGGCCAUCGCUGGCACUGUGAAAACGGUAGCCCAUUUCCAAACAGUGUCUGAGCUGACCGAUAACCUGAAUUAUAAGAGCAUCUUACUCAACACCCGCUUUGACACAGUCCAUAAUGCUAAUGGCGAAGGGGAAGCUCUCUUCACGGGCGACAGCUCCGGCUGGAUCAUCAAACAGCAAGUGGCUCGCAUCCGCAAUGAUGCCGGAGGGAAUAUUCCUCAUUACUCCGUCUACAAGAUCCAGCAUCAUGGAAGCGGCAUUGACUGCCGACUCGAUAAUAAGAAAGACCCGCUCCCCAACGUCCUCGUGAAGGAGACGGCAAUCCUGGCUUUCUUGGAGUAUGAGGAUCCCAACGGUACCACUACCAGCUACCGUGAGAAGUUUUUCGCCGGCAGACCCGUUGAAGACCAGUACCGCCCGCAGGGAUUGAGGCUGAUGCGUGGCAAAGCCUUGGAGCUGCUCCAAACGAGCGAGAUAGAUGAACUACAAGCCCUUACCACCAUUGACGAGGCGAGAAUCCUCUUCAGAGAUCGACACCGUUCCCACCAACUAAAUCGUCUUGGGUUGGACACAAAAGACCUGCCUCUGAUAGAUAUCCCAGAAAGUGUGAUCAAUAGUAUCUGGCUCAGCCUGAGGACGUAUGCCGCCGAGCAAAGAAAUCAUUGGAAAACUACAGGCAAUGAGGAUUUCUUUUUCGAAUCGAAGAAGGACAGGAAGUGGCUGGACUGGUUCGUCCAGUGGAUGUCGGAUCGGCAAGAUGUCGUCAAGGACACGAUGUGGUACAAAUACUGGCAGGCGUACUACGGAUGCGUCUCCAUUCGCGACUUUUUCAAGUCCUUUACGGCAGACACCUAUGUUGUCAGCGCCAACUACACUCAGCACGGGCAUCCAACUCCCAAUACCAUCUUUGGACUGGCCUGGGCUUUGCUUGAGCUUGACAGAACCGCCGAGCUCUUCUUAACCAGCGGCUACAGUCUUUAUGUCGAUGAGUUAAUUCGGCUGACCGAAGCAUAUUCCACGUCCCGGAAUCUAGCCUUUGACACCACCUUCAAGAAGCUGUUCUACCAUAGCUCUGACGAUGCCAACACCCCGGGUACCGGCGCUCUCACCAUCCGUUAUAUGAACGCCAAUAUCUACAUGAGCAUAAACCUCAAAGCGGGAGCUGUCAACCCGCCGACGGGAGCUCCAAACGGCCAGUCGCGUGGCCUGACCAACUUUACCACGGUCGACUUCCGGACCUUCGUCUCGGACUCGACUCUGGAGAGGCACAGCAAGCUGGAAACACAGAGCAGAGGGGUCCUCAAGCUCAAGCCAUUCGGCGACGAGAUCUGGCAAAUCUUCCGGACUCAACUUGCCCACAAAGAAUGGAUUCUACAACUGGAGAGGGUUGGGACCGCCUAUAGGCCGCUACCUGUGCGCAAGGACCAACUUCAAGAGGACCAAGCUCUAUCCGCCUUGCGUGUCCAGGAGGCUUGGGAAGUUUCCGGAGCUGGUGCUGGCCAUGUUCUACUGACGAAUGCUGCUGGGCAUACCUGCGCCGUCCGGUUCGUGACUGCAAAGGGAAAAGAAUGGAGGCUUCAGUGGCGGAGUCUCAAUCUUUGCAUCACUAAAAGCUGGGAUUUUGAAUGGCUCCCUGAUGAAGAAAUUGAAUUUCAGAAGAAAUCCCCCCUGGUUCUGUUCAAUGCUAGUGUCGCGGCCAACCCGGCGGUGCUUUACCAGCACCAAAAGCAACAACUAAUGGCGAUGAAUUCCAUUGCCAACAACUUCGAUGCACUAAUAUCGACACCGAGAAUUCGGAUGAUCUCAAAUACUGCGGGUGGCUCGCGAGCCCUUGUCAUGCCUUCGGUCAUCAUGUCCGAGGCUGAGCAGCAGCUGCCACUGGCCGAUAUCACGGCUUUCCUUGACAUUGCCAAGUCUCUGAACCAAUUUCUGCAGGACUCCGCUGCGAGUUCGGUCCUGAAGAUGACGACCAAGGAGGCUUUGGUGUCUCUCAUCAGCCAGCGCAAUCUGGACCGCCUCGGAUACCGGGCCAAGUAUCAACAGAGCGUUUUGGACUACCCAGUAGAUGUGGAGCAGUCCCUGGCUGCAUACACCGAUAGUAUCGUGGCCACCGAGGUCAGCGGCGCUCGGCUGGUCCUGUCCCCUCCCCAAGGGUCCAAGAUCGCCAUCGAUGGCGAGAAUCUUGACGUGACAAACUCAGAGCUCUGGCUGAGCUGGAAGGCCGAUGGCACGCUGGUGUCGGUGAUUUUCGUGCGCACCGCGGACGGCGAAAUCCUGCGGGCGCCGAAAUCAGCCAUGGCCGCCAAGGGCGACCCUCCCACACUGGCCAAGAUUCUCGUUGGCAUGGGCUUCAAAGACCAGCUUGAGCAAGGCCUGACACUGGCGUCGCUGCUGGCUAUCGUCUUCCGUGACGCUCAAAAGGCGGCCACGCUCCUCUCUUUCCGUAUCCCCGCCGUGUUUCUCACCGCCGGCCUGGACACUCUCGUACCAGAUCCGUACGCCUCGACGGGCAAGGCGCGGAUUGGCAUUACGGGGAAGACGGGACUAGACAUGGUGGAGAUUGUGUGUAAGCCGCCACCCGGCGAGACGAAGGAUUGGGAUCCCAUGCUCCAGCUUGGCUUGAUCGAGGCUCAGGUCCAAAACGUGAAGAUCAUCGUGACCGACGUCGGAACCAAGGUCGAGACCAUUACCGUCAAGGGCGAGGCCUCGCUGAAGAUGGGCGACUUCCACGCCACAGCAUCUAUAGAGGCCAGACUCCCUGCCACCGCAAACGAGGAGAUGGAAAUCACCCUCACGCUCGGCGGAGACACACCCUUGUCAGACGCCUGUAACCUUCUGCCGAACAAGCCGGACCUCUUCGCCAUGGACGUGCCUCUAUCCAAGGGGCCUAAAGCGCUGACACAAAAUGGCGAGCCGGACCUGUCUCCGGAGGACAAGAAGCAGACGACGACCCAGACGCUGCAGAAGCUUGGGAGCUUGAAGACGGAGCAGGUGGGUAUUACGCUGCGCCAACCAGUGAGGAGUGCCAACCACUACGUCGUCAAAGAAAUCUUCCUCGCGGCUAACCUCGACGGCUGGAAGGACUACCUGCCCGUCAAGUUCCCCAAAGAAUUGUUGGCCCCCGAGAUCAGGGUCAUGGUGGUUGACCCUGUGGGCGAGUUUCGUGCCGUGGCCGUGCAUAUCAAGACUGCACUCACGCUCAAGCUCCGCGACGGGGAUGAGACGAUGGAUAUUGAGUUCUCAGCUGCCCCCCUGGUUCUCGCUGGUGACUACGAGUACCGGGUGUGCGUGGCAGCGAGGAAAAAGGGGGUGUCCGUCUUUGAUGUGAUUGACAAAAUUGGCAUGGCCGUCGGGCAAGCCGACCUCCUGGCUGGCGUGCCGAUUCUCGAGCAGAUUCUGAAUUUAAUGUACAUCAAAAAGGUCUCGGUGGCAGUUAUCGCCGACAGUCAAAAGAAAGGCUUCGAAUUUGGUGACUGGAUGCUGCAAUUGGGCGUGCCGAAGCUGAUCCUCCUGCCGAACGGCAAGCUGGAACUGCAGGACGUGGAUGUGACCAUCAUGGAGAGCUACCGCGAGCUGAGUGCUGUCGUGACGGGAGUCGUCUAUUUCCCCGACGUGUCAGCCGGAGUCCGUCUCACCAUCCGCACGCCCAAGGAGAAUGUGCCUGGAAGCUUGGAAAUUGACUGCACGCGGCCGUUAGGCCUCAAGGAAGUAUACGGUGCGCUGGAGCUGCCGGACAUCAGCCAGAUUCCCGUCAUCCGCGAGAUGUUUGGCGUCAUGCUGGAUUCAGCCUACUUCACCAUCACGAACGCGAACACCGGCGACAAGCAGGGCUUCAGCAUUCUCACAGCACGGUGCAACUUCACCUAUGAGAAUCUGGAUCUGGGCAUCUUGAAGAUCAACUACCUGUGGGUGUCGAUUGGCUACUCGGCCGCUCAAAAGCUCGAUGAUGGUGAGGAUCAGCAUAAGCAUAGCUUUGCGCUGCAGGCGACGAUUGCCGAAGGGUCCCUGGGCUCCAUUUUUACCUACUCGACCGUUGACGACAAAAUCACAGCUCGCCUGCACUCGCUCAAGGACAUCUCUAUUGCUGCGACGGUGGAUCUCCUACUCUCGGAGAACUUCAGGCAGUAUAACAUCCUGCACUCUAUUCUGGGUGGGCUGGGUCUGGAUCAAGCCGAACUGCACAUGGGUCUAGGGAAGGGUCAUCCCAUCUCGUACUUUGUUCUGGAAGUGUCACAGAAGAAGAAUGCCGGUGGACAAGGUGGCGACACAGGCACUCUCACAUUCAGCAGCGGCAUGAUACUGCAAAGCCUGAAGGUCGAGUACCGCAACCCUGUCGACAAUAGUAAGCCAGAAGGUGGUGAUGUGGCAGACGAGAACCCUGCACUUCCUUCACCAGAGAAGGAAAAAGAUGGUUCAAACGGCGAUGAAAAACCGCAGGAACCUCAAACAGGCACUGCCGAUCAAAGCGCUGGCAAUGACGGCGAUGACAACACCGAUGAUGCUGUUGCUCCGACCCAGGAGCCAGAUACGCCUCCUGUAGAGCCAGGGCCUGCCACAACUCUGGAUAUCAAAGCCCGAGUCGAUUCUGGACUGACCCAAGCUGACGUCGAGAUCAACUGCAUGAGCCGUGACGGCGAGAAGACCGCGGCCAUCACGAUCACGCCGCAGGAAGGAGAUCGCGUGGUGCGUAGCAUCCUAGGUCUGCUCGGCUUCGGGGAUGAGGCGGAUUCAGUGAAGAAAGGGAUCCCGCAGGACGCGCCCGACUGCUUCGAUGUCGGGAUCACGCAUAUCGGCGGCCAGGUCGCUGUGGUGGAUGGCAAACUCGAGUUUAGGAGUUUCGAGUUCGUGGCACAGUCACCCCGGACUGGGGCAGGCUUGUCACCGUGGACAUAUACCGUGUUCAAUGGACCGCCUGAGAUCAAGCUUCUCGAGUUGGCACUGCUGGUCAAAUACCGAGCCAAGGGCAUCAGCAGCAGCAGCAGCAGCAAGAAGGAACAGGAUAAAGAACCAGAAGGUCUCAGUGGCACCCUGUCCGCCAUCUUUGAGGUGAACCAGGACGUACGGUUCGUUGUGGCAUACCUGCACAACAUCCCCGGGCUUGGUGGCAGCAGCGCCUUUGUGGGCAGCACGCUCGACACGAAGACGACACAGGUGAGCGAGCUGGCAACGCUAUUGGGUAUGGACGGAACGUACGCACUGCCCAAGACGAAGAAUGAGAACCAGAAUGAGGAAGGAUGGCGCGUCAAGCAGCUCUCAGCCGUCUUCAUCCCCAAGAAGUAUAUCGAGGUGACGGCGUCGGUCACGGCGCAGUGCAGCAACGCGAUUGGCGGUGUCGACCUCAGUCUCGAAGAGCUCAAGGCGCUGCUACGGAUCGAUUCACGCCCCGUUGAGGAGAUCUCUGAGAAGGAAGAGGGCCGUCCUCGUAGCAAACGCCUCGCAGCCAAGAAGAAGGCAUCGUCAGACAACAAGAAGCCGCAAGACAGCGCUGACGAAAAGCCCGCCACGUCGUACGAGAUGUGGCUGGCAGGCAAGCUACGGCUCAAGGGACUUGUCGCGGCCGAGGCGUGGCUGUACAUCAAGACUGACGAGGACACGGUGCUGACAGCCGUGGUCAAGAAGGAUGAAGUGGCGCCGUCAGUGAGCCUCGACCAGCUGGCGGAGACGGUCGCGACAUCUAAUGAACAACAAGACACUGUCGAGUCUUGGGAUAAGAUCGUGCCGAAGGGAUUUCAGCCGCUGGCUGUCGGCGAGACGGGAGUGUCACUGUAUGCCAACUUUACGCAGCCCAAGCUGAUCUUGGCUGCGCAAAUCGGUAGCCAGGCAUCGGCGCUGCUGUUAGUCAAGACGGAGGAAGAGAAGGACAAUAAGAAGAAGAACCUGUACAUGGUCAGUCUGGUGGCUAGCGACGUGGCCAGUCUGUGGGAGCCGCUGCGACAGACCGUCAGGGAGCAGUUCCCUAUCUUGAAUGUCGCCGCGCAUAUCCAGGGCUACAAGAGCACGGUCAAGGAUAUCAAGAAGGACCUGAUGUUGGUAUCGGCCGAUGCAGAUGGUCAGGAUCAGCAGCAGCAGCAGCAGCAUCAACAGGCCACAACGACCUCGGCGGGCGUGCUUGCUGUACUCCAGGGCUUGAAGGAGGAUACCGUGAUCCAGAGCGGCGCUUGGUUUUUGGCAUCUGUCGACCUAUCUCGAGACAAGAGCGGUGCCAUGAAGGACGUGUUGACGCUCGAUGUGUCGGACACGGCACGUACGGCGAGCACAGUGACGGUCUUCGCCCGUCUGGUGGAGGGCGCGACGCUCUACCAGAUUUCCGUGCAGAAUCUGACGCUGUUUGGCGGCGUUGUGACGAUCAACAAUGGCACUGGCACCUAUGAGCCCAAGCCGAAAGAUCCCUCCCUGACCCCGUACUUUGACGUCGAUGCAGACCUCUACCUGCGCCUUGACGAUACGCACACGCUGCAGUUCAUGGUUAAGCUCUCCUUGUUCGCACACAAGACCAGGUUUCAAGUACAGGGUGCGCAGACCGAACAAACCAUCGCCAACCCGCUGCCAGGUAUGUUUAAUGUCAGCCUGACUGCAGUGGGUGUCUCUGGCAGCUCUACAAAAGAUCCAAAGACCGGCACUGUGAAGCGCGAUUGGGUUCUUUCGGGGAGGGCGCGAUUCGGCAGCGCCGCAGACGCAAAGGAACCGACAGCGUCCCUGAUGUUUGCUGACGGCGUGCCGCGCGUCGCCGUGCUCAAGUACAGCACGGAGGCCGGCAAGAAGCUCAACAUGGCACGCAUCUUCGAUGAUGUGGUGGCGCCAAACCCUCCGCCGGCGGAAUCGUCGUCGGUGGCGACAUGGCCUGCCGAGGAGGUCGAUUUGCUCGAGUUUGACGGUGCGGUAUUUACUUACGCCUGCGCCGACGAAGGCAAGAAUGUCGUGAGCAUCGAAGACAUCGCCUACCCGGACGGGUUGAACCUGACGGCUCAACUCCAUGUCUUUGGCAAGCCUUUUGACAUCUCCGCGCUGUUCCCGCGCAACCGCUCCGGCGUCAAGCUGACGGGCACGUAUACGAACGUUGAGGGCAUCGACUUGGGUUUCGCGCGACUCAUACGGCCCAGCAUCGGCAUCGAUACCACGGCCACCACCGGAAGGAGUCUCGCAUUCACUACCGGCACAGACCUCGAGCUGUUUGGCGAGUCUGGAUUCCGUCUUGACCUGACGUACACGCCCGCCAAAGACCCCAAGGCGCGCUACUUUGAGGGCACCGCGUCAUACAAGCCCGCCAAGGAGCCGGCGAGUGACUCGCUCAUGGCCUCCAGCUUUGGACACUCGCUGACUGUUAGGUACUGUGACGGGCAUUGGAGCUUCAAUCACUGGAGCCUGGGGUUGGACUUGUCGGACGCGCUGAGCUUCCUGGAUGCGAUCGAGAAGGCGUCGUAUAAGGACAAUAAAUGUGGUGCAUUGGUCGACCUGCUGGCCAAAGGUGUCAAGGAGGUGGUCAAGACCAAGUUCAGCUUGGUGCUGGGAUUGCCCGAGAAUAAGGCCGAGGCACGACCGCAAGGCGAGUUCUGCUUUACGCUGACGUGGAAGUAUACCCUGAGCGUCGUGGGCAAGGCUAAUCUUGUCACGAUCGAGGGAGACCCCAAGGAGCCCAUGAAGGUCAAGGUGGCGCUGAAGGGGCCUUUUACCCUGGGCAAUCUCGUGGACAAGGUGUGGGAAACGCUGACUCGCGCCGACAACUGGGAGGAGUUGGGCCGCGCCAUCCUGCAGGACGCAGACAAACUGUCUGCUCUGAUGCUCUUGCUUGCCGCCGAGUACUUUGGCAAGGAGACGGUCAAGGGACUCUUGUGCCGCAAGGCCAAGUCGGAGAACGUUGAGAAACGCGGCCGCAAGCUGCACAAUGAGGAGAGAAAACAGUUGGAGGACAAGCUUGAGAAGGUCAAAGACGGGCUCAAAGAAGUAGGAGAGAUCAUUGAUAUCAGUGCCGCCGUCACCGGCGUCACCGCUAUUGGGUCUUUCAUUACUGCCUUUGGCCCCGAGAUCCUCGCGUUGCUGACUGCCAGAACGAUGGAAAGGUUACUGCUGGACUCGCUUGACGACGAGGACGAGAAGAGAAAGAUGGAAGCGAAGGUGAAGAAGCUGCAAGAUGAGCUGGCGGCUCUGCAAGCCAGACAGCAGCUUCUGGAAGACCAAAUCGCCGACGGGCUGAUGUUGACGAAGCCCCCAACGGCGAUCUUCCAGGCCGGCAACGACGAGGAGUCCACGAUCCUGGUGCGCUGGGGCGAUCACCCACCGCAGCCAUGGGGGAACGCGCUUGACCUCGAGAACUUUAGGGAGCCUGCCGUGCUUACCUGGGAUGUGCGCGCAGGUAUCGCCGAGAAGGAUCAUGUCGGUGCCGACUGGCCGAGCAUGGGCUGGGAAUUCCCCGGGUGCGACACUCAACAAGGCACCCUGCAGCUCGACGAGUUCUGCCACAGGCGCCGGGUCACUGUCUGGGUGCGAGCGCGCCUCGAGACGCAGGGCCGUGUCUUCUGGGCGCGCAACUGGGCCGUCGUCGACGCCGUGCACGACCCCUGGCUGCGCGCGCCGCUGGGCCUCACCCUGACUGUGCGCGGGGACGAUGUCGUCGUGGGCCUACCACCUGCCGAUGGUGUUGCCGCUGGUGACUUUUCGAUUGAGCUUGUUGGUUAUGCGGGAGAUUCAUCCACCACACAAGGCCCAGAGGUGGUGGUGUACCACCAACUCUUCUCGGCCCUGGACCCGGGGCCACAGGAGGUUCUGAUUGCCAUCAACGCCUUGCCUGCACAGACGGCAGGAUCGGCGACCUUCAACUUCCUCCGGGCACGCGCCCGGCAGGUGGCCCGGCAGGCGGCCUGGAAGCCCAAGCAGCACGAUUCGCCGGCGGCGGUGUCUACGGAAGGGCUGACGGUCCUCCCGGCCCUCGCAGGUCUGGUAGCGAGGAUGGAGGGCCGCGCUGUUCUCGCCCAAUGGUACGAAGCGAGUGGAUUCUCGCCAGCGCCCAACUUUGUCGUCACGGUCGAGCGGCUCUGGGACGGCGGAGUGGCGGCCACGGCUUCGGACCGGUCAACGCCCAAGUCGCGUCACUCGGUUCGCUUGUCCAUGGCAGCAGCGGACGUCCGCCAGGGGGAUCGCGUGCGAGUCUUGGUACGCACGAUUGCCACGCCCACGACGGUGCGUCUCGCCGCGCGUCAGGAGCUGACCAUCGCCUACCCUCCGACUCUCCGCAUCACGGCCGCCGACUACGAUGCAGCUCUCUCGGUGUUGUCUGUACGUGUUGCCAGCGACCAAGUGUUUGACCAUCCGCCGGCAUCUUUCAAGCUGACCCUGGUCGCGGGGACAACUUCGCCUGCCGUCUUCCUGGGCACGUUCUCGGCCCGCACUGUCUGGGAACGCACGGCGGUGAUCCGUGCCGAGGUGCCCGUCGCCAGUCUGCAGACGGAACCGGCUCGGUUGCGGAUCAGUCUCGGCGAUAACAAGGCCUCGGAGAGCGAAGGAUUCCCGCUGGUCCUCCCGCCCAAGAGCAGCAGCAGCAGCAGCAUGGCUUUGGGUACUACGCGCCUUACGCCUACGGAUGACGAGGGAAGCACAUGGUGCCUGACAUGGACGGACGCUGCCGGUCCCGAGGACGCCCUCAUGGUUGUCCGAGUCGAGGAUCCUGUGUCGCACGCGCUGCUGGCGGCGCCGCCGGCGGUGCCUGUCGCGCAGGGGAGUGUGCAGUUUGAUUGUCGCCUCGUGGCGGGCAGUACAGUCGGGGUGUUUCGUCUGAUCAAGUCUGGGGCCGUGACAGGGCCGCAUCUGCGCGAGGUGGUGGGCGUGAACGAGAGGCCUGUCUGACUAGGAGGGUAAAUUCAUUAUUCCUUAUUCCACAAUGACGUCAAUUCCUGAAUAAGAUCCCGGCUCUGACGCGUCAAGAUCCUUCAUCUCCACCUUUUCUCUGCAUGUCUAAUUAAGAUCCACAGUGACGCUGAUUGAGUGUAGAGUAGAGUGUAGAGUAUAGUAUAGUAUAGAUAGAUAGUAUAGAGGAUAGUAUAG